Molecule: messenger RNA, 692 nt
Organism: Drosophila pseudoobscura
Lineage: Eukaryota; Metazoa; Arthropoda; Insecta; Diptera; Drosophilidae
Exons: 5
Coding region: 66-533 (155 amino acids)
Biological process (GO): positive regulation of DNA-templated transcription
Cellular component (GO): nuclear body
Source: RefSeq, a predicted model, not a curated record
CUAUGCAAUAGUUAGCCGAUGGUUUUCAAAUGCAACUCUGAAUAAUUGUCACUCACAAUGGAAAAAUGGUAUUCACUGCGAAAGGAAGGACAGCAGACCAAAUUUUCGAAAAACUUAUUAAUAAAAUGGAUUUAGUGCCAGAAAACUCCUCCAGUGCAAACAAGAAAACAACAGCAGGCGGCAGGGUGAAAUGGAGUGCCGCGCUUGAGAGCCUGCUGACUGACAUAUGGCAGGACAAAAUUGAAGAUUUGCGCGGACCACGCAAAAAUUCACAUGUGUACAUGGAGAUAGCCGAGUCCAUGAAGGAGGCUGGGCUUGAGCUUGGAUGGGGCGAGAUAAGGACAAAGCUCGAGAACAUGACCAAAAAAUACAGAGCACUUUGGACAACGACAAUCCUGAUGAGUACAGCACCUUGUCUGGGCGUCCGCCAAAGAAAAAGAAAAAGACCGACAUUUCGUGGCUGGCAGAGAUCGCCCGGGAACGUCUCGAAGAACAGAAGGACCACCACAGAAAGAAGGAAGAGCACGACGUGAGGCAGGAGAAGAUGGUGCAGGACCUAAUCAGCACACAAACGAAAUUUCAAAAUGAUCUGUUGGAAGUGCUAAACCACAGCCAAAAUAAUUGCUAUAUCUUCAUAAUCCAUUAUAAGAACCAAGAAUUAAUAAAUCUUCCGCGCAAAUUUAAUGAACUUG